Molecule: messenger RNA, 3784 nt
Organism: Zeugodacus cucurbitae (melon fly)
Lineage: Eukaryota; Metazoa; Arthropoda; Insecta; Diptera; Tephritidae
Gene: Hip1
Product: huntingtin-interacting protein 1
Exons: 8
Coding region: 425-3631 (1068 amino acids)
Biological process (GO): endocytosis; clathrin coat assembly; actin filament organization
Cellular component (GO): clathrin-coated vesicle; actin cortical patch
Molecular function (GO): phosphatidylinositol-3,4-bisphosphate binding; clathrin light chain binding; clathrin-cargo adaptor activity
Source: RefSeq, a predicted model, not a curated record
UGUUUUGCUUGUACAUUUAAUGACACAAAUUGUGAAUUUAAAUUGUUUAUAUUGGUAUCUCGUUGAUACAAAACUUAUUUUAACUCAAAAAGAUAUGUGGUGCUGACAGCGAAACAGUUGGGGAAUCACGCUAUCAAACAAAUGAGCGGUGCGCUGAAUAAUGGUAUUGGAAGAUAAGAUAAACGGCCUAUCAAUACAUUUUAUAAUCAGGUCUUCGUCGUGUGUUAAUCGUUCCCAAAUUUUUUUCACAACUUGUUCAAAUUUUUAUAUGAUAAAUGCUAAAGUGCGCUAAGGUGUGGCAAGUUCUGUAUUGUAUUGUGUAUUGAAAUUGUGCAAAUUGCAUGCGUUGCAUAUUAAUGCCAAUCUAACAAGUAAGCUUAAAUAAUUCAACUUAAAUACGGUAUUAGAAGAAAAACUGCUGAAAAUGGCACCGACCUACGACAAAGAAAUGUUCAACAUGUCCGUAAGUGUUAACAAGGCACUAAACCCAAUGGAGGCACCGCUCAAAAUGAAACACGCUCGCUUUAUAAUCAUAACUACACAUCGCGUUAAAGAAGCGAAAUCACUAUGGAUGAUUUUCACGCGCCAACCACUCAUGGAAAAUAGGUUUACUGCAUGGAAAUUUUGUCACCUAUUGCAUAAAGUCCUACGAGAGGGUCACGCCAGCACUAUUAAGGAUUCACAGACGCAUAAGAAAAUGAUUUUGGAAAUGGGAAAGUUGUGGGGACAUUUGCAAGACGGUGUUGGUAAUUGCAUACAGGCCUACAGUAAACUAAUUGUGACCAAAUUAGAAUUCCAUGAGAAAAACAUUUUGUUUCCUGGUUCUCUAUUGAUAGACUUCAAAGAAAUUGAAAAAGCCGCUGGCGAUGACAUCAACAUAUAUUUCCAGCUUUGCGUUGAAAUUUUCGACUAUUUGGAUGAUAUUUUGGAAGUACAAUCGCGCGUAUUUACAUCCAUUAAUGCAUAUCGCAUGUCUUCCAUGACACCGCAGGGCCAAUGCCGUUUAGCACCAUUAAUUACGCUCAUACAAGAUUCGAAUCCUUUGUACGAUUUAUGCGUACGUGUUAUGUUCAAAUUACAUGACAAACUGCCAAAUGACAUCUUAACCGGACACCGUGAUCGUUUUCGUGAAUUAUUUUUCAAAAUCAAAACAUUCUAUGACAAUGUACGACCACUACAGUAUUUCUCCGAUCUGAUACAGGUGCCACAUCUGCCAGAGUCAGCACCAAAUUUUACUUCGAAAGUCGAUUUUGGUAGUUAUGUACCGCCAGUGAUGUAUGUACAACCCGACCCCGAGCCACCGAUGGAAACUUUAGUGGACACCAGUAUUUCGCAGGAAUCAGCCGCCUCAACACCAACCGCUACUGGCACAGAAGUGGUUGAUAAUGCCUCGCUACAAAAUACGAUUCGUGAUUAUGAAUAUGCAUUACAAGAUGUACAAACAGAAUUGGUAACGCUUAGACAAAAUGCUGAAAUGCGCGAAAGAAAUUAUGAGCAUGAAAUAACGCGUUUGCGUAAUGAAAUAGCCGGUUUGAAUGGCGAGUUGCAGCAUACAAAGGAAAUUUGCGCGAAUAUGCAGACCAUGAAGGACAGUCUGGAACAGAAAUUAAUCGAAACGCCAAUACUAUUACAGAAAGCAACUGAGGAGGAGCAAAAGGCGAAAACAUCGGAGGAAAAGUUUAGCAAGUUGAAGGCAAUGUACACACAAAUUAGAGAUGAACACAUUAAUUUAUUGAGACAGCACGGCGAAUCUACUAAAAAUUUGAAUCGCGAAAAACAUGCAAACACAGAAUUGCAAGAUGAAGUGAACAAUCUGAAAUCGCAAAUAAGCGAAAUAAAAGGUGAACUUGAAAAAAGUGAGCAGAUCGGUACAGAAAAACUUGCAUUAACAACCGAAAUCGAAACCAUGUCGCAGGAUUAUAAAAAGCUUCAACGUGAACACGAGGAAUUAAGAAAUGAAUACCAAAGAUUUUCGCAAAAUAAGAAUAGCGAAAUUGCCGAACUGUCGAUUAAAGCCGUGCAGCUGCAAACCGAGUCAGCGGCAUUGAUUGAAAGUCAAUCGAAGGUGGCACAACUUGAAGAGAAACUGAAUACAUUGAACGAUUAUUUCAAUAAAAAACAAAUUGAAAACUUUUCUACCAUAGAAGAGUUGAAGCGGGACUUGGAAAAUAAAAAUGGUGAUAUAAAUAAGUUGCAAACAACACACCAGACCGAAAUAAGUGAGAAAGUUCACAAAAUCAAGGAACUAGAAUUGAGCUUAAAUAACAUGGAGCAAAAUUUAGGGGAAAAUAAAACACUUGUAGUGAACCUUGAAAAGGAGCAACUUUCGAACAUCGAAAAACUGCAGGAAUACCAAGAGCAAAAAAACAAUUUGGAAACCAAAUUGGUCGCAGCCAAUACAGCGUUAGAAAUGGAGAUCGCUGCUAAGCUUGAAAGUGAAAAGAAAUAUGAAAAUAAACUUAAUUCCCUUUAUCAAAAAGUAUUAAAUACCAUCGAAGUCGUAACGGAUGCAAAAGUCAACGAAGUAAAUCAGCCAAAUUUCGACAAGACAAUAAAAUUAGUGGGUGAUAUGGAGAAAAUUUUGGAGCAAACGGACAGUAUUUAUGCACAGUUUGUCGAGCACAAACUACUUAUGGACGAUGUCACACAACAGACAAUAUUUUUGGGUUGUGCAUUUAUAACGCUGCACGAACAGUGCCUCCUGAUAUAUAACACAACCACCGAUAUAGGCAAAGGCGAAGAUAUUUACAAUCAAAUCAAUAUCGUUAAAGACCCGCUACUAACACUAUUUCAACAAAUGAAAACUAUCGAAGAUGUAGCAAAAAUCAAACAUUCCAUUGUGGAAACAAAACAAAAACUAAGUGCGUUAAACAAAUCAGUGACUGAACUCAACAAAUCGAGCAAUAAUCAUGUGGAGUUGGGUGAUUUGGUUGAGAAUGAAUUAGCCGAAAUGGACAAGGCGAUCGAAGAAGCUGCUGGGAAAUUUGUAGAGUUGCUCUCUAGUGCACGUUCCAAAGAUGAGGGUAUCAAAUUGGAAGUGAAUGAGAAAAUUCUCGAUGCUUGCACAUUCCUUAUGCAAUGCAUUAAGUUGUUAAUACGUAAGGCUAAAGCUUUGCAAGAGGAAAUUGUGUCAGCCGGACGAGGCACCACCUCGAUUAAGGAAUUCUACAAACGUAACAGCCAAUGGACGGAGGGUUUGAUAUCGGCAGCCAAGAGCGUUGCCAAAGGUGCUAAUCUACUCGUCGAAGCCGCUAACAAAGCUAUCGUCUCGGAAUCGACACAAAAUUUCGAACUUAUUGUUGCUGCGCAAGAAAUUGCCGCCUGCACUGCUCAAUUGGUCAUCGCCAGCAAAGUGAAGGCGCCCAAGGAGAGCCAAAAGUUGGGCGAUUUAACAAAAGCAUCACGUGACGUAUCACAAGCGACAGGGCAAGUCGUAGCCACAGUUAAGGAUUGCAAUCAAUCGCUGGAACAGCUGCAGGAGGUCGACUUCACCAAGUUAACAUCGUCGCAAGCAAAAACCAUGGAAAUGGAGAUACAUGUCAAAGUUUUGGAACUGGAGCAAGCACUACAAAUGCAACGUUUGAAAUUGGCGUCAUUCCGACGCAAACAUUACCAAAAUUCCGACGAUUAAACGAUUUAUGUGUAUAUCAAUGUUUCUUAUUUUUUUUUUAUCUCACUUUGACAAUUAGUUUAAGUUGUACAGAAUGUUUUAUUAUACUAGUAUUGUAUAUGAUGCGAAAGCGAAAAAGAAAAACAAAAAAAAAAAAAAAAAACGAAAUAGAAA